Daldinia decipiens is the source of this 1281-nucleotide messenger RNA. RefSeq names its product DNA-directed RNA polymerases II 24 kDa polypeptide. Gene Ontology annotation, molecular function: DNA binding; DNA-directed RNA polymerase activity. Gene Ontology annotation, cellular component: RNA polymerase II, core complex; RNA polymerase III complex; RNA polymerase I complex. Bases 140 to 850 code for a protein of 236 amino acids. Gene Ontology annotation, biological process: DNA-templated transcription. The transcript is spliced from 3 exons. The record is from RefSeq and is a predicted model, not a curated record. NCBI's taxonomy places the organism in Eukaryota, Fungi, Ascomycota, Sordariomycetes, Xylariales, Hypoxylaceae.
CUUGAAUUGUCUUUCUUUACUUGUCAAUUCUUCAACUCUAGCAUCCACCUCGUGAAAGCGUCGCGACUAACCAUUUACACGAGCACUAUCUCUAACCAUUCGAACACCAACAACUAUCUAAAGUCGCGUAGCUUCCACGAUGUCGGACCAGGAAAACUCCCCUAAUAACGAAGUAAACGAGAAGACCGCGGUCAAGACGUGGCGAGCAUGGAGAACCGUUCAUGAGAUGGUCCAAGACCGAGGAUACGAACUCUCCGAGACAGAAGUCAACAUCUCGCUAGACUCGUUCAAGAACGUCUACUGCAACAUGGACGGCUCUGUCGUACGUUCAAAGCUCAAGUUCUCGGCGCGACCGAGCCCAGAGAUGAUGAAGAAACUAGCCUCUCCCACCACGCCAUCGAGCUCGGAACCGAAGACCGAAGUUGGCACGAUAUGGGUAGAGUUCCACGACGAGGAUUCGCUGGGAGCGGAGCACAUGCGCAAGUUCGGCAAGUUCUGCGCGCAGGAGAACCACAGCACGGGGAUCCUAGUAUCGCACGUAGCCGUAUCGGCCUCGGCCAAGAAGGAGAUCGCCAAAUUCGCCCAGUGGACCUCCAUCGAGUGGUUCCUCGAGGAGGACCUUCUCAUCAACAUCACGCACCACGAGCUCGUGCCCCGUCACGUUCUCCUCAGUAGGGAGGAGAAGGUCGCCCUGCUCAAGCGCUACCGCCUCAAGGAGACACAGCUCCCUCGUAUCCUGCAGAAGGACCCUGUCGCCAAGUACUUCGGCAUGAAGCGCGGCCAAGUCGUCAAGAUCAUCCGCACCAGCGAGACGGCUGGUCGCUACGCCAGUUAUAGACUGUGCGUAUAAACCCGAACCCGAACCUACACCUACACCUACACCCCCCGUGGCUAUCUCUAGGCAAUAGCGGAAGAAGAAGAGAAGGAAGAAAGCUUUGCAAAAUACCGGCGUCUACGAGCAUGACUUGAUUUGGCAGAGGCUGGCGUUUUUUGGUCUGCAGCUCGGGAGAUCAUUCUAAUCUAUCCCCGCAGCUACCCAGAGGUUGAUUUUCUACUAAUCGAGGAAGAGGGGAGGCUUCGCUCUUAUUGCAGUUUGGACAUAGAGCCGCUACACGAGAAAAAGGGAAAUUGUAGUCUAGUAAUUGAGAAUGCCUGUCGAGCUUACUAUGGUAAGUCCGUCUUAGAUGUGGUUAUCUCAGUGUUCUUAUUACUGUUCUAUCGCGAGUAAUUAGAUGUAGGCAUAUCAGAGAUAUUUAUACCAAGGCUCCUCCGUUCUUUAAC